Messenger RNA from Ananas comosus (pineapple), 1213 nucleotides. RefSeq names its product tropinone reductase-like 3. Gene Ontology annotation, molecular function: oxidoreductase activity. The coding region runs from base 166 to 930 and encodes 254 amino acids. Lineage: Eukaryota; Viridiplantae; Streptophyta; Magnoliopsida; Poales; Bromeliaceae. The record is from RefSeq and is a predicted model, not a curated record. The transcript is spliced from 5 exons.
GUCUCAGCAUCCGACACGGUCGUCUUCCUUCGUAAACAUCGCCUUUCCUAACUCAUUUUGUUCGUUGUAGUUUUUAGUUUUUAACUCCGCCGUAUCCUCGCGUCUCUCGUGUAGAGGAGGAGGAAAAAAAAAAAAAAAGACCGCACGAACCAACCUAACCCAACAAUGGACGCGACGAACAAGAAGAGGCUGCAGGGGAAGGUGGCGAUCGUGACGGCGUCGACGCAGGGGAUCGGCUUCGCGAUCGCCCUCCGCCUCGGCCUCGAGGGCGCCGCCGUCGUCGUCUCCUCCCGCAAGCAGAAGAACGUCGACGACGCCGUCGGCGACCUCCGCUCCAAAGGGGUCGAAGCCACGGGCGUCGUCUGCCACGUCUCCAACCCCCAGCACCGGAAAGAUCUCAUCGACACCACCGUUCGGAACUAUGGACACAUAGAUAUAAUUGUGUCCAACGCUGCUGCUAAUCCAUCAAUUGAUAACAUCUUGAACACAAAAGAGUCAGUUCUUGAUAAACUUUGGGAGAUAAAUGUGAAGGCUACAAUCUUACUUCUUCAGGAUGCUGCAUCACACUUGCGCAAGGGAUCAUCCGUGAUCAUUAUAUCCUCUAUUGCUGGUUAUCAACCAGAGGCAUCACUGGCUAUGUAUGGUGUUACAAAGACUGCUCUUCUUGGGCUUACUAAGGCCCUUGCUGCUGAGAUGAGUCCGGAGACACGCGUCAACUGCAUAGCUCCUGGAUUUGUUCCUACACAUUUUGCUGAUUUCCUUACAACUAAUGAAGCCAUCCGGAAAAGCAUCGAAGAAAAAACUUUGAUGAAGCGGUUAGGAACCACAGAAGACAUGGCUGCAGCCGCUGCUUUUCUUGCGUCGGAUGAUGCUUCUUACAUCACCGCAGAAACCAUUGUGGUUGCUGGAGGAAUGCCGUCAAGGCUCUAGAUUCCCUUGAAACUGUUGACGAAUGCAUAUUGCCUCAUAUUUUCGCUUCUUCCCUUUUAUUUACAAAUAAAUUGUUUUCCGUUCCCAGUGGUAGAUGUGUACACCUCUCCAUUAUGGUAAAGGUAACUUUCGGAUAUAUUUGUGGAUGCAAUAAAUAUUUGUUCUGUAUAUCUAAGGUUUCAUAGUUAAAUUAUAGAUUACCCUACAUCUUUGUGGGUGGAAUUUGGACGUGGUCCCUAUGCUUUCCACUAGUUCCGAUUUGGUCCCUACUCAUUUACUAGAA